Molecule: messenger RNA, 3091 nt
Organism: Aethina tumida (small hive beetle)
Lineage: Eukaryota; Metazoa; Arthropoda; Insecta; Coleoptera; Nitidulidae
Product: cytoplasmic aconitate hydratase-like
Exons: 13
Coding region: 193-2874 (893 amino acids)
Biological process (GO): citrate metabolic process; tricarboxylic acid cycle
Cellular component (GO): mitochondrion; cytosol
Molecular function (GO): aconitate hydratase activity; 4 iron, 4 sulfur cluster binding
Source: RefSeq, a predicted model, not a curated record
UGUAUAUUAUUUAACGGGUCGCGUCCCGAAAUAAUGUUGGUGGUGUGAUCUGUGAUAUCUCCAAUUUUCGUUGACCUUUUCUCUCGCAACUCCUGAUUAUUGAGGCCGACCACCGACAGUAUAUAUAUACAUAUAUAACUACACAACUCAUUGUUGCGUCCCAAUUGCUACGUGACAAUAUACACAAAAACAAUGGCUGGUGACAAUCCAUACAACAAUUUACUGAAAACCGUCAACGUAGGCGGCAGGGAAUUUAAAUACUACGAUCUGUCGUCGUUCGGAGAAAAAUAUGACCGUUUGCCUUAUUCCAUACGUAUCCUGUUGGAGUCAGCUGUUCGUAACUGUGACAACUUCCAGAUUACCCAGAAAGAUGUACAGAAUAUCCUCAAUUGGGAGGAGAAUCAGGCUGUUGAAGGUGGAAUUGAAAUACCAUUUAAACCGGCUCGAGUCAUACUACAAGACUUCACAGGAGUCCCAGCAGUUGUGGAUUUUGCUGCCAUGAGAGAUGCCGUCAAAGAAUUGGGAGGUGAUCCAGAGAAAAUCAAUCCAAUUUGCCCCGCCGACCUCGUCAUCGAUCACUCGAUCCAGGUCGAUUUCACCAGAUCGGCGGACGCCUUGCAAAAAAAUCAGGACUUGGAAUUCGAAAGAAACAAAGAACGAUUUUUGUUCUUGAAGUGGGGUGCCAAAGCUUUCAAUAACAUGUUGAUCGUACCGCCCGGCAGCGGUAUCAUCCAUCAGGUCAAUCUGGAGUAUCUGGCCAGGGUGGUGUUCACUGGUAAACAGGAUUCGGUGCUUUAUCCCGACACUGUGGUGGGCACCGACUCGCACACCACGAUGAUCAACGGCCUGGGCGUCCUGGGCUGGGGCGUCGGCGGCAUCGAGGCCGAGGCGGUGAUGCUGGGCCAAUCCAUCAGCAUGCUCCUGCCCCAAGUCGUCGGCUACAAGCUGUACGGCGAGCUGAACCCCUACGUUACAUCCACCGACUUGGUCCUCACCAUCACCAAGCACCUCCGCCAACUCGGAGUUGUCGGCAAGUUCGUCGAGUUCUACGGACCCGGAGUGGCGGCCCUUUCGAUCGCCGACCGUGCCACCGUCGCCAACAUGUGUCCCGAGUACGGAGCCACCGUCGGGUUCUUCCCGGUCGACCAGAACUCCUUGGUUUACCUGAAACAAACGAAUAGGACUGAUGAGCAGGUGAAACUGAUCGAGGCGUACUUGAACGCCACUAAACAGCUCAGGAACUACAACAGCGAAAAGGAGCCGGUGUUCAGCCAGAACGUCGGUCUGGACCUGGCGACCGUCGUGUCUUCAGUCAGCGGCCCCAAGCGACCCAACGACAGGGUUUCUGUAUCAGAUAUGAAGGCCGACUUCCAUCAAUGUCUCACCAACAAGGUCGGCUUCAAAGGUUUCGCCAUUCCGCAAGACAAGCUUCAAACCACAGCGAAAUUCAUGUAUGACGGCAAACAAUACACCUUGACCCACGGCAGCGUCAUAAUCGCGGCCAUAACCUCCUGCACCAACACGAGCAACCCGAGCGUAAUGUUGGGCGCAGGAAUGUUGGCCAAAAAAGCGGUGGAAGCGGGUCUGUCCGUCGCUCCCUACAUUAAAACCAGCCUGUCCCCAGGUUCUGGAGUCGUGACGUAUUAUCUAAGGGAAUCCGGAGUGAUCCCCGCCCUCACUCAACUCGGCUUCGACAUCGUGGGAUACGGGUGUAUGACUUGUAUAGGGAACAGCGGCGGUAUCGAUGAGAACAUCGCCAACGCCAUCGAACAAAACGAUUUGGUGUGUUGUGGUGUUCUGUCCGGCAACAGGAACUUCGAGGGCAGGAUUCAUCCAAACACCAGAGCCAACUAUCUGGCCAGUCCUUUGUUGGUUAUUGCCUACGCCAUUGCCGGAAGAGUGGAUAUUGACUUCGACACUGAACCUCUUGGCAAACGUCCCGAUGGCUCAGACGUGUUUCUGCGAGACAUCUGGCCAACCCGAUCGGAAAUCCAUGCGGUGGAGCAAAAAUACGUCAUUCCAGCUAUGUUUCAGGAAGUAUAUGCCAAAAUUGAAACCGGUUCCUCCAACUGGCAAAGCCUUGCGGCUCCCGGAGGAAAACUCUAUCCCUGGUCCAACACCUCUACAUACAUCAAGAAGCCACCGUAUUUCGACGGCAUGACAAGGAGUUUGCCUACCAGAGGUUCGAUCAAGGACGCCAAGGUGUUGCUGUACUUGGGCGACUCCGUCACCACCGAUCACAUCAGUCCCGCAGGGUCAAUUGGCAGGACUAGUCCUGCAGCAAGAUACUUGGCACAAAACGGCUUGACGCCACGCGAGUUCAACUCGUACGGUUCUCGCAGAGGAAACGACGCCAUCAUGUCCAGAGGCACCUUUGCCAACAUCCGUCUCGUGAACAAAUUCAUGAGCAAACCAGGCCCCAGGACCAUCUACCACCCGACCAACGAAGAAAUGGACGUCUUCGACUGUGCCGAAAGGUACAAGGCCAACAACACACCUUUGCUUAUCAUUGCCGGCAAGGACUACGGAUCUGGUUCUAGCAGAGACUGGGCUGCCAAAGGACCUUACUUAUUGGGUGUCAAAGCUGUUAUCGCAGAAUCAUUCGAAAGAAUCCACCGUUCAAACUUGGUGGGAAUGGGAAUCGUUCCGUUGCAAUUCCUGGACGGAGAAAACGCCGAAACUUUAGGGCUGACCGGUAAAGAGAGCUACGAAAUUCAACUACCCGACGAUUUGAAACCUGGCCAAAAGAUCCAGGUUGCGACGAACACUGGCAAAAGCUUUAAUGUAACACUCAGAUUUGACACUGAAGUGGACUUGCUAUUUUACAGGAACGGCGGCAUUUUGAAUUACAUGAUUAGACAAAUGUUGGCUUAAGAUUGUUUUAAUUUCUUUUUUCUUAUUGACUGUUUUUAUGCUCAACCAAUUGGUUUGCUAUAAUAAUUUUAUUAUGUGAGGGUCUUAUGUUGGUUUAUAUGUAUUCAUAUAUGGCUUGUUUACUUAGAUGUUAUCAGAUAUAUUUUUGACAAAUUUUACUUUUUUACCAUGUUAUAUAUACAAUAAGGUGUCAGCAAUAAAGUGCCAUUUUAAAACA